Messenger RNA from Prorocentrum cordatum, 902 nucleotides. Lineage: Eukaryota; Dinophyceae; Prorocentrales; Prorocentraceae. The record is from the annotation of a GenBank genome assembly.
AAGCCGUGCCAGCCCCAAGCCUGCUCAGCCGGGCGUGGCGCGCUGAUCCUGCGAGCGUUUGCGGCAGCCUCUGCUCGCAACGGCAUUGGAACCCGGCGCUCUGCAGAGCGCCCCCGUGUGCCAUGGUCGGCGACCGCGCGGAGGGCAUUGGCAUGGACGACGGGGACUUCGUCGACGGCAUCGUCGAGUCCUCGAUGCGCAGUCUGUUCCCCCAGCUGCAGGCCGACUACCAGCGGGAGCUCCGCAGUGCUCUCAGCGUGGCGAUCCGCCAGUCGCGAGGCCAGCCAGUGGCGACCCCCGGCCCCGAGCGCAGGCCCACGCCCUCGGAGCCCGCGCCCGCGGCGCCGCCGCCCCCGACGGUGGCGAGGGCCCUGGGGCAGAAGGCCCAGGCCCUGAGGAGGGCGGGGGCCGCCCAGGAAGCGGAGGCCGCGCCUGGAGGUGCGACGGCUCCAUCUCGGCGGCGAGCGAGGGGGGGAAGUGAGAAUGAGGCUUUCGAGGCUGGAGGCUCGAGGUUCGAGGCUGCGGGUUCGGGGUUCGAGGUUUUCGGACGUCGUCGUCGGUUCUCGGCGGUUUUCCGGCCUCGGGACGCUCGCCAGCAGCUGCGCCUCGCCGAGGGCGUUCUGGGGGUGCCCGGAUCGUCCCGAACGGCCGCUGGAGACCCGAGCUAUGACCCAAAAGCCACAUUCGACGGCGCGCCCGGGUGGAAGUGGGAAGGAGAAGGCCUUCUCAGAAGGCGGCGGGGCUUCUCUCACAAGCCCUCGCGCCUUCUGAGAAGUGUUCCGUGCCGCCGGGGCAGGCUUAGAAAGCUUCUCAGACGGCCCGGGGAUUUCCGCGCCUUUUGAGCAGGCCUUCUCCUUCCCCCCCUCGCUCGCCGCCGACCAUCUGGCAUGGCCCCGCAGCUC